Molecule: messenger RNA, 7769 nt
Organism: Doryrhamphus excisus (bluestripe pipefish)
Lineage: Eukaryota; Metazoa; Chordata; Actinopteri; Syngnathiformes; Syngnathidae
Gene: ttc28
Product: tetratricopeptide repeat domain 28
Molecular function (GO): protein binding
Source: RefSeq, a predicted model, not a curated record
GACGUUCACACUCUUAAUCAGGUUUAACUCCUCUGUGACGUCAUCGUAAGAACUGGGUCUGAGAGGCUCCAGAUGCCGAGUGGACCGCCGCCGGACCGGAUCUCCAGGCCCCUCCGCCCCCCUCGGCCACAAGCACCUUCCUUUAGCGGGGCAGGAGGAGGAGGUGAGCUCCUGCAAACAUGGCGUGCGGGUUCCGGAUGGAAGCAGUCGAACCUCCCAGAACUCUUUGCCGCGCUGCGUCACGAGUUUGAUGAGACAUGAAAGUUCUGAUGGAGAAGAACCGAGCUUCCGGGGAGAAGUUCUCUUUGUCGGGCUUUCGCUCCACCGCCGCCUCUUCUUCAGCCGCCUCAUCCUCAGCCAUGGCGGCCCAGAAGAAGGCGGGAUUUCCACCAGGGCCCGAAGCCGGUCCCACCAAAGCCGAGUUCUUGGAACGGGUGCGCUGCAGUAACCAGGCCUGCCAACAGAAGGACUUUGCUCUGGCGGUGCGUCUCUACACGGAAGCCUUGACCUUAGACCCCCAGAACUGCGUCCUGUACAGCAACCGCUCGGCGGCCCACCUCAGACUGGGUCGGUACAGCUUGGCGCUGGAGGAUGCCAACACAGCGCGAGACCUCAACCCUAAAUGGACCAAGGCAUACUUCCGUCAGGCUGUGGCUCUGCAGUACCUGGGUCGUCAUGGAGACGCACUGGCAGCAUUCGCCUCGGGCCUGGCUCAGGACCCAAAGAGUCUACAGCUGCUGUCGGGCAUGGUCGAGGCCGCCAUGAAGUCCCCGCUCAGAGAGACCCUGAAGCCCACCUACCAGCAGCUCCGCUCCAUGAAGCUGGACAGGAGCCCCUUCAUGGUCGUGUCAGUCAUCGGCCAGGAGCUGCUGACUCAUGGCUUCCAUGUCGCUGCCGCCGCAGCGCUGGAGGCGGCGCUGAAGAUCGGCACAUGCUCGCUGAAGCUGCGCGGCUCCGUCUUCUCGGCCCUCAGCGCCGCGUACUGGUCGCUAGGCAACACGGAGAAGAGCCUGACCUACAUGCAGCAGGACUUGGAGGUGGCCCGCACUCUAGGCGACCAAUCGGGUGAAUGCCGCGCCCAUGGCAAUCUUGGCUCCGCCCUCUUCUCCAAAGGCAGUUAUCGAGAAGCGCUGGCCAAUCACAGGCAGCAACUUGUCCUGUCCAUCAAGCUCAAGGACAAAGAGGCUGCGUCCGACGCCCUCAGCAGUUUGGGCCACGUCUACACAGCCAUCGGCGACUAUCCCAACGCACUCACGAGCCACAAGCAGUGCGUUGCUCUAGCAACACAAAUCGGAUGUCGUCUCUCGGAGGCCCGUCAGCUAGGCAACAUGGGCGCCGUCUACGUCGCACUGGGAGACUUUGCCAGUGCCGUCCAGUGCCACGAGCAGCACUUGGACAUCGCCAAGACUUUGGAGAACCGCCACGAGGAGGCUCGGGCCUACAGCAACCUGGGCAGCGCCUACCACUCUCAGCGGGACUACGACAAGGCCGUCUCCUACCAUACUCGAGUCCUGAAGCUCUCCCAGGAACUGGCGGACCGCACCAUAGAGAUGAGGGCCUUUGCCGGGCUGGGCCACGCGGCUCGAUGCACCCAGGACCUGGAUAGGGCGCUGCAGUACCACCAACACCAGAUGGACAUUGCUGAGGAGCUGCAGGACGUAGCAGCUCAAGGCCGAGCCUCCUCCAACCUGGGCAUCAUCCACCAGUUAAAGGGUGACUAUGAGAAAGCUCUGAAGCUCCACAAGGCUCAUCUGAUCUUCUCCCAGGAGCUGGGUGACUACGCCGCCCAGGGGAGAGCUUACGGCAACAUGGGCAACGCCUACCACGCUCUGGGCCUCUACGACCAAGCUGUGCAUUACCACCGCCAAGAACUGCACAUCUCACUGGAGGUGAAUGACAGACCCUCCCAGGCCUCCACGCAUGGCAACGUGGCAGUGGCCUACCAGGCGCUCGGUGCUCUGGACCGAGCCCUCCAGCACUACCUGCACCACCUGACCAUCUCACGGGAGCUUCAUGAUGCGCAAAGUGAAGCUCGAGCUUUAGCAAACCUGGGCAACUUCCACAGCUUCAGAGGUGAAUACGCUCAGGCUUUACAGUACUACCAGCAGUACUUGGACCUGGCUCCGAGCCUUCAGGACCUGGAGGAAGAGGGCAAAGUUUGCCACAACCUCGGCUAUGCCCACUUCUGCCUGGGACAGUACCGGGACGCUGUCAGAUACUAUGAACAGGAUCUGGCCUUGGCCAAAGACCUGCAGGACAAGCUGGCCCAGACUAAAGCCUACUGUAACCUGGGCCUAGCCCACAAAGCCUUGAGGGAGUUCAGCAGAGCGGAAGAGUGUUACAGACAUCUUCUCUUGCUGGGCCAAGCUUUGGACAAUACACAGGCAAUCUUUCGGGCAUUGGGGAACCUUGGAGAUAUCAACGUUUGUCAGGAGGAUCUAUCAGGAGCGGUCAGCUUCUACCAGCAGCAAUUAUCUCUGGCUCAGGAGAUCACGGAUCAGAAGAUGGAGGCUGAUGCCUACUCUGCUCUAGGAUCAGUUCACAGGAUACUCGGCCAGCUGGACUCUUCCUUGUCCUUCCACAGCCAGGAGCUGACCCUUCGCAAAGAUCUGGGCAACCCUCAGGGAGAGUGCCACGCCUUUGGUCACCUGGCUGCCGUGCACAUGGCCCUGGGAGACUACAACACGACCCUGCAGUGCUAUGAGGCUCAGCUGAGCCUGGUUCAGAAGCUCCACGAUGCCCGUCUGGAGUCCCAGGUCCACGGGAACAUGGGCAUCACCAAGAUGAACAUGGAGCUCUUUGAGGAGGCCAUUGGCUUCUUUGAGCAGCAGCUGGCCACACUGCAACAGCUGAGUGCGAGGGAGAGCGUGUCAGAUCGAGGAAGGGCUUACGGGAACCUGGCUGACUGCUACAACGCCCUGGGGGACUUUGAGGAAGCCAUUCAGUGUUACGACAAGUCCUUGACUGUGGCUCAAAAUCUCAACCAUGUCCAGGACCAGGAAAAAGCCUACAGAGGACUUGGCAAUGCUCACAGGUCUGUGGGCAACCUCCAGCAAGCUUUAGUGUGCUUUGAGAAGAGGCUGGUGGUGGCCCACCAGCUGGGCGGGGCAGCAGGAGGCAAGGCGCAGGCUUACAGCGAGCUGGGCGCUCUGCACAGCCAGCUGGGAAACUACGAGCAGGCCUUGUCCUGCCUGGAACAUCAGCUCAACAUCGCCCGCUCGGCUGGGGAUAAAUCCCUAGAAGCAGAAGCCAGCGAUGCACUUGGCGGCAUUUAUCAGCUGAUAGCCGACUACGCCACAGCUAGACAGUGGCAUCAAAGAGCUUUGGACAUAGCGGAGCAGACGGGCUGCAUGAAGAACCAGGCCAGAGCUUACGGGAACCUGGGCCUGACCUACGAAGCGAUGGGGAACUACGAGAGGGCCCUGGUCUUCCAGGAGCAGCACCUGAGUGUGGCGGCGCAAAACAACAACCUGGCAGCAAAAACGUUGGCUUAUGCGAGCCUGGGAAGGAUCCACCAUGCUCUGCACAACUACACACAGGCUGUCAUGUACCUGCAAGAAGGUCUGCGCCUGGCUGAGCAGUUAGCUCGCAAAGAAGAUGAAGCCAAGAUACGCCAUCGCCUUGGCUUGUCUCUGUGGGCUGCUGGAAACAUGGACGAGGCCCAACACCAGUUGUACAGAGCAUCAGUUCUAUUUGAGACAAUCCGCCACGAGACGCAGCACAGUUCAGACUACAAGCUCUCGCUGUUCGAUCUUCAAACCAGCUCCUACCAGGCUCUCCAGAGAGUCCUUGUCAGCCUGGGCCGCCACGAGGAGGCACUGGCCAUAGCGGAGCAAGGACGGACACGGACCUUCGUGGACCUCCUGGUAGAGCGUCAGAAAGGAGGCCAGCCGUCGGAGGGCUCGGACCCGCACGCCCCCGUCACAGUGGAGCACAUCCUGCAGACCGUCAACUCCCAGAAGGCCAUGGUGCUGUACUUCUCCCUGGCGGGGGGGUUCCUCUACAGUUGGCUCAUGUCUCCUGGCGCAGGUAUCGUCAAGUUCCACCAGGUUUGUCUUGGAGAGGCUGGCGCUGACGCGUCAGUGUUCCAAGAUGGCGGCCUGAGCCCGCAAGGUGGUGGUCCACUUACUCUGGAUCAGUACAUCUUCAACGUCAGAGAGGUUCUGGGUGUUGAUGGACGUCUCAGCAGGCUUCAUCCAGGCAGCGAGACGGAGAGUGAAGCAGGAGAUGUUUUAGAUCAACACUUUGACGAUGUCAAUAUGAAAAUGAGCUCAGACGACGACCCCAGCGGCUACCUGCGCAUGGUGUCACGGAACAACGUCUUUAACAGAAGUUGUCGGAGCGUGAGCAGCCUGAACUCGGCGUCUUCAUUGAAGGAUGGAUCAUCUUCUCCUUCCCGCUGGCUGGGAAUGAAAUCUCCUCUGCGGGCCGCUUACGACUUACUCAUUGCGCCGAUGGAGGCGGCCCUGAUGCACGGUGGAGGGCCUGUGGGCAGACACAGGCAGCUGGUUCUAGUCCUGGAGGGAGACUUGUACCUGGUGCCCUUUGCCUUGCUCAAAGGCAGCUCCUCUAACGAGUAUCUUUAUGAGAUGUUUAGUCUCGUUUGUGUGCCGUCGUUAGUGAGCCUGCAAUGCUCCAUGAAGCCACCCCCACGUCUUGAUGGCUCCUUGUCAUGCUGCGAUGGGGGUUCAGUGGCCGCCGUGGUGGGGGCACCACGCCUGCCUUCCGGCCUGAUGAGGCGCUGGCUAUGGGGGCCGCUACCCUCAGCCCAGGAUGAGGCUCUUUGGCUGGGGGAGCAGCUCGGGUGUCGCCCACUCACUGGAGUCAACGCCACAAAGGAGCGGGUCCUUGCCGCUCUAAUGCGGGCGGAGUGCGUUCACUUGGCCACUCACGUCUCCUGGAAGCUCGCCGCUUUGGUCUUCACCCCCAGCAGGGAACAUACCACCCAGCCAGCGCUGAAAAUGGUGUCAACUGAUGCCGCACACCAAGAUGGAGGCUCGAUCGAGAGAGAUGAGGAGAGCAUCUGUGAGAGUCCGCCGCUUCAAGACUUCCUCCUCACGCCGGCAGACAUCUUGGAGCUCAACCUCAACGUCAAACUGGUGGUCCUCAGGUCGUACCCCGAGUCCAGUGGCAGGGUGACUGCGGACGGUGUGGUGGGCCUGACACGAGCCUUCCUGGCAGCGGGGGUCCAGUGCGUGUGUGUGUCGCUGUGGCCUACACCGGCCGCUGCCUCCAAGCUGUUCAUGCAGACCUUCUACGGAGACCUCCUCAAUGGGACCACAGCCAGCAUCGCUUUGAGUGAGGCCAUGAGGAUGCUGCAGACCUCCAAGAACUUCUCACAUCCUUCUAACUGGGCAGGCUACCUUCUGAUUGGCAGCGACGUCAAAGUGAACAGUCCCAUGUCUCUGGUUCGACAAGCCCUGGCAGAGGUCCUCCAGCACACGGAGAGGGCCAGGGACGCCCUGAGAGUACUCCUACACUUGGUGGAGAAGUCUUUACAGCGUAUUCACAGUGGCCAGUCCAACCCAAUGUACACGUCACAGCAGAGCGUGGACAACAAGGUGGGCGGAGUGCCCGGGUGGCGAUCACUGCUAUCUGCAGUGGGCUUCCGCAUGGACGUAGGCAGCGCCGGUUUCCCUGCGGCCGUGUUCUUCCCCACAUCAGACCCGGGAGAGCGUCUGCAGCAGUGCAGCAUCACCCUGCAGUCCCUGCUCGGACUUGGCCCUGCAGCUCUGCAGGCUCUCUGCAAAUUGGUGACAGCACCUGAAGCUGGAGAGCAGCUCAUACACAAGUUUCACCAAGUGCUGGUGCAGCUGCAGUCAGCUGACAAGGAGCACGACUUCUCAUUGGCUCCCAUCCAAGCGUCCGUCAGCGUGCAACUGUGGAGACUGCCGGGCUGCCAUGAGUUCCUCGCUGCACUCGGUUUUGACCUUUGUGAAGUGGGUCAGGAGGAGGUCAUGCUGAAGACGGGGAAGCAGGCCAGCAGGAGGGUCAUGCACUUUGCCCUUCAGGCUCUGCUGGCUCUCUUUGACUCCACAGAGCUUCCCAAGCGUCUAAGCAUGGACAGCUCUUCCUCUCUGGAGUCCCUCUCUUCCUCGCAGUCGACGCCCCAGCCUCCAUCUUUUCCCACUUCCCUCAGCUGCUCCCCACCUCGGCCCUCCUUCCUGCCUCCGGUUUGCCCUGAUGCGCUGUCUUGUGACGCCAUCUCCGUGUACAGCCUCAGCUCGCUCACCUCCUCCCUCAGCUUCCUAUCACGGCCCGAGCCCGCAGGAAGUGACAUCAUCAGCCUGCGCUCGCAUCCACAAGAGACGGUGGAGGUGGCUCACGGAGGGGCGGGGCUGUGCGCCUCGCACCGCCGACCAGGAGGCCUAGUGAGGCGGUUGACCAAUCACGGCAAAGGAGAGGCGGGCGACGAUAGCUAUGAGGGAUACUCCAUUAUCAGCAGUGAGCCUCUGAGGCAAGGGGGGAUUGAAUGCGACGCUCUGUCGCCGCCUGCAGGGCACCGCCAUGGCAGAGGCGUCGCUGGGGUGGGCUCCAUCGCAGUACCCUCCAGGGGAAGCGUCAGCAUGCCGACGUCUCCAAAGAAAGCUCCUCCACCUCCAGUUCCCACCAAACCCAAACAAGAAGUGAUGGGCAAAGCCAAGAUGAGCAGCUCUGAGUCGGAGCACUCCAGCACGGAGACAGACAGCACCAUCAAGUCCCAGGAGGAGAGACAUGGGCCUGCAGGACAACUGGACCCCCAGGAACUGGCCCGCAAGAUCCUUGAGGAGACCCAGAGCCACAUGAAAGCUGUGGAGAACCUGCAGAGAGCUCAAGGGCGGGCCCCCAGGAGGGACGAGGGGAGGCAGCAUUCUCUUUCCACCCCCACCACUCCGAUUCUCACAAGGGGGGCGCGGACCUUUCAGGCCUCUGAGACCAGCGCCUUCAGCAGACCUCCAAGCAGGGCAAGUCUCACAGCUCUGUCCUCUCCCCGUCCUCUCCGAAGUCCUCUCUCGCCCAAAGCGACCCGGCCCAAGCCGCCAACCCGGUCCUCCUCCCUGCAGAAGCUGGCGCCUUCCUCAUCACCUGUCACUACGUCUCAGCUCAGACUUCAAGACGCUGCCUCACCUUGCGGCACAGGACCCGCCCCCAGCUCAGGAAACACGUUGAAAGCGAAGCUAGAUGGUAACGUUCCUCAGUCAAAAAGCUUCAGGGUGGUCCACAAACAUGAGGGGGCGUGCCCUGCUCGUGUACUUCCUGGUGGGGGGAAGAAAAUGAGCACAGUGCAGAAAGAUGUUCUGGGUUUGUUGAACCUCUCGCCCCGACAGGAUCCACCCGAGUGCGGCAAUGAGGCCAAACCUCCUCCUGCCUCCAAAACUCCAGCAAACACUAAAUUUUCUUCUGGAAAAAACUUCAGGUUCCUAGCAGGACAUUUUUUCCCUUCCUCUAAAUGUUGACAACUUUCAUUUGACAAGUCCUUGUUUGGUUUCUAUGAUGAUGCUGGGAGGACCGAAUGGUCUGAGAAGGUUGAUAGAGUAGAAGGUUUUUCUAAAAUAGCUUGGAGAGGUGUGAUGAGGAUGUGACUUUGGUUCUAACGAAUGUUUGAGUGUCCUAAAGGGGCAGUAAGACAAGAUAGAAUGCUGAAGUUGGACUUUAUAACCUUUUUUAAAAUACAAACUCUUGUAAUGAAGUGUAAUGUGAACUGUACUAUUUCACAUUCAGUCUUUAUACUUGGAUCUAAACUAUUCGACACCUGCUGAGACCACAAUAAAGAUUUCUAUUGAUUUCUA